AUGUCGGGAGAAGGCGGUCUGUCAGACACACUUUAUAGCGAGCUUUCUCAAGCCUUCAUGUAUAUUGACAGAAAUGGAGAUGGAAUUUUAGAUGUUGAAGAUGUAUCUGCUUUGUUCAUGACUCUUGGAAUAGGCGUAAAUAAAGAUAGUAUUGCAGUCACCAUAAGGACUUUAUCCGAUUCCAACGACUUCAUAGGACUGCCGUUAUUCAUUGAACUUCUCGGACGAGCUUUGGAAAAUCCUGACGGUAGCCAAGAACUGAAAACACUAUUUCGAACUAUUGAUCGAAAUGGUGAUGGACGUUUAAAUCCUGAAGAGAUAGCAUUUCGUAUGUCAAAGACAGUUGGUCCAGUUUCUAAAGAGGAAGCAUGCUUUCUAUUGGAUUCAGUUCGAAUGAAUGAUCGUCAAGAUGUCAACUGUGAAGAAUUCGGUGCUAUGCUGAGAUCUGGAUUUUUAAAGCUAAGGAAAUAAUUGUAAAGUGAAUUUUUUUUCUCACAUAUGUGUUGGUACUCAGUAUUAAAUGUCUAAUCAGUUGUUUCAUAAUAUUCAACGAAUAUUAAAACUGAUCUGAUUAUAUAGCUGGAUCAACUAUCAUGAAUCAGUUGCUCAUGCUAGAAA
This is a messenger RNA of Trichobilharzia szidati, 618 nucleotides long. The record is from the annotation of a GenBank genome assembly. Lineage: Eukaryota; Metazoa; Platyhelminthes; Trematoda; Strigeidida; Schistosomatidae.